UUAUCAAAUAAUUAUUGUCGCCUACCAAUCACCCGGCAACAACGACACCGAAGAGAUUCUACUUCAUCUAGUAUCGAGAACAUCUAGCCUCGAGCUAGACGCUGUGCUUUCUUAAUACGACUGGUCCUCAGAAUUGGUCGCCAACCACGCCGUCAUCACCAUCAAUCACACAUCCGUACAUACGUCAAUAAACACCGCCUUUGAGCGAUCUGCCAAGAUGGCGGAUCCCGUUCAAGUCAAGGAUGAGUUCCAGGAGGAAACAUUCAUGGAUGAGAUAGCGGAGGAUGAAUCGGGCGACCUGGAGUUCUACGAUAAGAGCGCGAUGGACCCAAACUACGACAAUAUGUACCUCGCCAGAGUACCUCACUAUGUAUGGGAGGCUUGGGCCGAACUCCCCGACGAUGCCAACAUACAGGUCGGAAAGAUUCGGCAGUGGUAUGAGCCCGACGCAAAGGGAGAGCAACACAUCAAACUUCGCAUGCUUCUUGAUCAUAGCAUCGGCGCGCACCAGAUGAUACCAAAGGAGUAUGACUUGAGGAUAACGGAAAUGACGGUCAAAGAUACCUUCAUAUUCUCGGAAGAGGAUCUUCCCGAAUACAAGGAGAAGAACCGCGCCCGUCGAGAGGCUGCCGCUGCAGGAAUCCCUGCCCAUCUCCUUCGCAACACCGCUUUGGACAACACCAGCAACAAUAACAGCAACAGCGGCUCCGGUGGGAGCAGUGGCGCCGGACGUGGCAACACGGAGAAUAACGACAAGCCGCAGAAAUCAGGCUAUGGUAAAGGACGAAAGGGCCCGAGAAAGGAAUUCUACCGUAAAGCAGUACCAAAGAAAACCAAAAUCGCAGGACGCAUCAAGCACGAGCUGAACAGCAUCCCUGUGGAUAACCCUGAAACGGAUCAUUUGUUGGCUCUGAGGGCACUUGAGGCCGCGAAACCCAAGGCCAAGGUUGCCUUCCAAGACGAGACCAACAUCUCCCAGAACAGCAUCAACCGUGCCACAGACUUUACCACAUCGCGGAAAUACCAGAGUUUUAUUACGGCAAAUGCGGCUCCACCACCAGUUGUCACAAAACAGAAGAAGACGGAGCUCAAGGCAGCGCGUAUUCCCGAGAACGAACUGUUGGAUCAAAUCUUCCAGCUCUUCCGCAAGUUCAGUUACUAUCACAUGAAGACUCUCAGGGUCGAACUUCGACAGCCCGAGGCAUAUCUGCGGCAAACCUUGGAAAAAGUCGCCGUAUUGCACAAGUCAGGCAACCUAACGAAUACCUGGGGGCUGACGGACGACGCCAAAAGGUCCAACGGCAUCUCCCUCGACGGCCCAGCCACGGUUGCCCCUACAGUGGAAGGCGAGCUGAAAGACGACGACGAAGAAGAGGAUAUCAAGAUGGAGGAUGUUCCGUAGGGGGGUUGUCUUGACCUCGAACUAAUUUGCAGCGAACUGAUGGAUGGUUAUUUUUAACCCGGUUGAGAACGCUUGUAUUGUUAUGUAAAACUGCCAUCACACUCGAUUGUUAACGGCACCAGACAGACAGACUGGAGUGGUGAACAGCGUAUCAUUUUCCCCAAGAUAUGGACAUUGAUGAUGAGCUCAUGCCUUCUGACCUUUGCUAGAAGGUUGUUGACGCUACCUUAGUGGUAUGGUACCAGAAUAAGGCAGAGCUGGUAAAUUGAGUAAAGGUUGAUAUCCAGUCUUGCAGUACAAAAAGCAAC
Pyricularia grisea is the source of this 1710-nucleotide messenger RNA. RefSeq lists its product as uncharacterized. The transcript has 4 exons. Gene Ontology annotation, biological process: transcription by RNA polymerase II; transcription initiation at RNA polymerase II promoter. Bases 218 to 1402 code for a protein of 394 amino acids. The record is from RefSeq and is a predicted model, not a curated record. Gene Ontology annotation, cellular component: transcription factor TFIIF complex. NCBI's taxonomy places the organism in Eukaryota, Fungi, Ascomycota, Sordariomycetes, Magnaporthales, Pyriculariaceae.